AAUUGCCUUCCAUUUUCGAAUCUAUGUCCCAAUUUUUAUUCACCUUAAACCAACCCUUCUCUCUCUGUCUCCCUAUUCCAGUUUUCAAUUUUUCAUUCAUGGAUGCCCACCUUCUCUUCUUCUCCUCCUAGAGGCAACUCUCUUUCUCCUCUUUCUUCUCUCUCCUUGUUUCUAUUCAACCUUCAUUUCAUGCCCCAUCAAUCAAAAUCUCAACUUUUUUAGACCCAUUUGAUUUUUUCUUUGUUCUAUUUGAGAUAUGCUGAGUUCUGCCUGAGAAUAAUACAAAAGGGGAGACUUUGCAUCUGUCAGCACUCACCACAUGAGUUUCAGAAUGAUGGCAAAUGGAGCACAGAAAACAUAGUUGGAUUUCGAUCAGUACCUGCAUCAUAGUCCUAUUGGGGUAAAAGUAUUUCCAGCUCAAAAAAUUUUGGUCUCUGCUUCCAAUUUUGUCAUCUUGUUGGGGUCGUGAUCUCCACCAUGGCAACCACAUUAAAGGGAAUCUACAAGAGUUUCAAAUUCAUCACCCAGAUUUUUGUUGUGAAGGAGCGGGAGAUGGAAAUUGGGUACCCGACAGAUGUUAAGCAUGUGGCUCACAUUGGAUGGGAUGGCCCCUCAGGAACUGGACCCAGUUGGAUGAAUGAUUUUAAGACAGUGCCUGAUUUCUCGACGUCACUAGGCAACUUAGGUGAACUAAGUGACCCCAACGCUAUGGCUGUGACAACAUCAUGGUCCUCCCAAGAUUUUGAAGAGUCCACAGGAAGCCAACCAACAUCAAACAUUUACAAAGGCAUCUCAUCUACAGGGUUUCCUCAUGUUUCUAAGAAAUCCAAGCAGAAAAAGAACAAGUCAGCUUCCUCUUCUGAGUCGCUAUCUUCAUCAAGACAAUCACGAGCAACAAAGUCAAAGGCUACAUAUAGUGAGAGAGAAGCAACACCAAUUUCUCAAAAGUAGCAGGUCCAAUAAUAUGGAAUUAGUGGGAGAGAAAAAAAGUCUUUGUGGAUAGCAAGACAGUGCUUUCAUCUGGUAAUUCAUUAGGGGAAGAAAGAAAAUAAAGGUGGCUGUAAAAGUUUUCCUGCUGUUUAGUAAAUCAUAGUCCAGAGAGAGGAAAACCAAAUUGCUGUCUACAGGCUGAGAUUGUAAGAGAAAAGCCAAAAGGUUUUUCUUGGAUGAUAGAAUAUGUGAUGAGUGUUUGGUUUUCUCUAAAUCAUAUGCAUCCUUAAAUUCGUUAGGUGUUUUGUCAGUUUUGCAGAUUAAAAUGAAUGGACAAGGAAAAUGAUAUAGUACCAAUAGAUGCCUAUUUAACAAGAU
Cajanus cajan (pigeon pea) is the source of this 1308-nucleotide messenger RNA. RefSeq names its product PAK-box/P21-Rho-binding family protein. The record is from RefSeq and is a predicted model, not a curated record. Lineage: Eukaryota; Viridiplantae; Streptophyta; Magnoliopsida; Fabales; Fabaceae.